ACAGGUGGCGGGCAAAGCUGCGCGGGGUUCCGAGGGGCCUCGACCACAAUCGGCAGGAAAAAUGCGGGCAGAGUUAAGACGACCAGCGAGUAGCGGAAAGGGGAAGGGACGGUGCGGGGAAAAGCAUGCGACGGGAGCGGGGUGGCUUCUAAUUUUCCUUUCUCUCUCCUCCAGUAACUCACCAAGGAAAUCUCACUGAGAAGACGGGGAAAAUGAAAGGAAAUGGGGAAGCAGUUUCCACGAACCGCUAAAGCCGCCACAGGAGAGGGAGCACCGUACCUCCGGCUAGUUCCCCGGUCCCGCCCCCGCGCAGUGGACGCUGCCUGUGCCUGCCGCGGCCAGCGUACCUCCGCUCCACGCCCACGCCCGGAGCAGCCUCGCGCAGGGCACGUGACCUCUUCUCUCACUGUAGCCUAUCCAAGCACUCCGAGCUCCUCGGGCUCCUCCCCUUCCUCGUCCCGCGGGCUGCCUUGGCCGUGCGUCCGCUUGGUCUCAGCCGAUCGCUCCGCCCACACCGGGAUUGGGUCCUGCUCGCAAAAACGUUAUUGUGAGACGCCUGCGCACUAACUGCGCUUUGCUGUGUCUGCAGUAGGGUUUUUCUUUUUCCCCAGAUACACAGAGAUGAAAAGAGCACAGUUUUUAAGGGAACACCAUUUUCACCCUGUUAACUUUCAAAGGCACGUAAAAACAAUGGCUUCCAAAUGAGCUUCUCUAGUAGAAGGCGAUACAGAAAGAGGGGGAGACCUAGUUUGCAGUGCCGCCCUCUACUUCCUCGUUGCCUAGUAACGGUUUCCACGGCAACCGCACAGUCAACGACGCUUAGCAAUCACGGGAGAAAUAGGGUGUUUUCUUCCCGAGAGGACUGCUAAGGGGGGGUCAAAGGGGGGACGAUGUGAAGGAGGGAAACUGUGGUCCUUGAGAAGGCGAAGAAGAAAGAAAGGGGAAGCAGUGAAGAAGGACAGAGAUACUGGGACAGGGAGAAAAAAGCUGAGAAUAGCUUUUAAGAAGUCAUUUGGUGACCAUGGAUCCAACGUGUCCUUCUGAGUGCAUUUAUAACCUCAUACCCAGUGACUUGAAGGAGCCUCCCCAGCCUCCUAGGUACAUAUCCAUUUUUAAGGCAACUGUAAAAGAUGACAUGCAAAAAGCUAAAACUGCAAUGAAAACUAUGGGACCAGCAAAAGUUGAAGUACCUUCUCCAAAGGAUUUCCUAAAGAAACAUUCAAAGGAAAAAACUCUACCACCCAAAAAAAAGUUUGAUCGGAACGUGCCCAAAAAGCCUGCUGUGCCACUGAGGACUGAUCAUCCUGUCAUGGGAAUACAGAGUGAAAAAAAUUUUAUAAAUACAAAUGCAGCCGAUGUCAUCAUGGGAGUGGCUAAAAAGCCUAAACCAAUUUAUGUUGAUAAAAGAACAGGAGACAAGCAUGAUGUUGAGCCUUCAGGACUAGUUCCAAAGUACAUCAAUAAAAAGGAUUAUGGUGUCACACCUGAAUACAUAUGUAAGCGAAAUGAGGAAAUAAAGAAAGCCCAAGAAGAAUAUGAUCGUUAUAUCCAGGAAAACCUUAAGAAAGCAGCUAUGAAAAGGCUCUCCAAUGAAGAAAGAGAGGCGGUUCUGCAGGGGCUGAAAAAGAACUGGGAAGAGGUGCAUAAAGAAUUCCAGUCCCUCUCGGUCUUUAUAGAUUCCAUACCAAAGAAGAUCCGCAAGCAGAGGCUGGAAGAAGAAAUGAAACAACUGGAACACGACAUUGGUGUAAUUGAAAAGCACAAAAUUAUUUAUAUUGCCAAUAAUGCAUGAUACCAACAGCACAACUUUGAAAACUGUUAAGUAUUUUGAACUGGAAAUAGCAACAUAUGCCUUCUUACUACUCUAAGUGUCUCCAACACAUUGUUUCUGAGCUCCACAAAUGCAAAAGAUGUAUUUUCCUGUGGCCCAUGACGUUUGCAGUUAUUCCAAGUGAUAAAUAUUUUCAAUAUUCAUAACACUGUGUAUUAUGAAAGGCUUCUAUUUGGAGGAAGAAAAAUUAAGAAGACAACUUACAAAAUCAGGACUACAACUUGUAAAAGGCAUCACUGAGGAUGAUUAAGGAGAAUAGCCUCCUUUCUAGCAUACCAACUUCGAUAUUCUUGUUUUAUUCCACAACUCACUAUGCAUAUCUUAUUUAAAUGUUUUUUUCCCUUUCGAUCCUUUCUACUUAUCUAUUUUAUGAAUUCUAAAGUUUUAUUUGUAAGAUUACAUAAUCUAUUAAGCAAUAAGUUUAUGUUAGUAGAGCUGUUUUCAACCCAAAAUAAGAAAAAUAGCUCUAAAUAUCUAAGAGGAAAAGGUUAUUUUAUGAAAUUUUAAAUUAGAAAAAUUUGGUAAAAUAUAUGCAACUAUAAAAUAUCAGAGAAGUAACCAUUUCUACUGCUUACACUGGUUUUUAUCCUCUGGACAACAUAAAAAACAAAAUAUGGGAGUCUUUCAAGCUUUUUUCGCAAACACAGAAUUUGGAAGCCUUAUAGAAAAGCUUAUUUUGGUUACUUAAAGAAAGAUAGUUCACAUACAAUUUUUUUUGAAGAUUCACUUGAAACUUGUCUGUAUGAGUAUCUUUAUUCCUUUAUUAACUUAGGGCGGAUAUAAAAUAAAGGAUAAUAUAUGAUACAUUCUCACUUACCAAGAAUGGUUGGUUGCUAUUUAGGGUAGGCUAACAGCUGUGACAGUACACUCCAAAAUGUAUAAUUACAUAAACAUAUAUUCAAUUCUUGCUAACAUAGCAGUACUUUGCUGUGAGCAGGUCAGCAGGAACCCUUUUCUGCAGUCACUCAGGGACCCAGACUUACAGAGUGGGUAGGAUGCACCUGAUCCAAAGUUACGGAGAGGCAUGUACAGGCCAGGCCUAGAAAUGAUGCAUAUCAUUCCCGUUUGCAUCGCUCAGUAAGCAACUGAAGUUACGUUAACAAACUAACUCCAAAUCUCAGUUGCCUGAUACAGAUACAUUUUUCAUUUACAUCACUGUGCAAUGCGACUAAGGUUGGGGGUAUAACUCUGUUCCCUCAGUCACUCGGGGGCCCACUCUCCUUUUGUCUGGUGGCUCUAUUGAUCCAGGCCGCCUUUCUCUGCCAGUUCAGGAUGAGAUGUUUAGGUAAGCAUUUUAUUUGUGAAAUGAUUGCUAUACAUACUCAUUUUUAAAUAAUUCAAAAUCAGUAGCAAUGCAAAAAUAUUCUAAUUACUUUAGCCUUAUGGUUAUUAUGCUUUGAAGUCAUGAGUGGGAGUUGCCUUAAAUGUUAAAAUGAAAACUUUGUGGUUUUAACAGCUAAUUAUUUUGCCUUCUGUAAAUGUCUACUAAAGAAUCUAGACUUUUCUCUAUGGUCUACACUAUUGUACUAGGUGGACAUUGUUGCUUUUCUUUCACACAGCCUUCAGAGGGAAACAUUCCCAUCCAUUGUUCCUGGGAGGGUGAUCCCUACCAUGGGAUCCCGACUUUGGAUAAAGCCAGUUCAACCUCCCCCAAUCCAUACACAUACAUACCUGGGUCAUCCUAUCACCCAGAAGAGGGACAAACACCUGACUUGGACAGCUGGCCAGUGACUGAUCAGAUUCUCUCUCUCUUGAGAGCAUGAAUUAAGAGACAUGGAGACUGCAGUCACUUGGGAGUAGACACCUGAAACUAAAAAGUCAAACUUCAUUAUGCAGCUAAUUUGACUUGGUUUCUCUACCUGUGCAAAGGAAGAAUGGGUGUAAUAAAGAUUUGAUGUGGUCUGGCCCCUUGUCUAUGAUCUUUUUAGCUUAAUUUCUUGAAAUGCUGCUUCUUCCCUACCCACUGUAACUGGCAUUCCGAUAGUACUGAGGUACUAGAGACCUCCCAGAUCUGCACACAUGGUUCCCUCUGCCCAGAAAACUGCCUUUUUCUUUCUCUCAUCCUACAUAGCUGCCUGGCAAAUCCCUAGUCUUCAUCAGCUCACAUCACAUUUCCAUGACAAUCCUCUUUGAUUCCUCAGAAUCUGGCCUUCCUUUAUGGCACUGGUCAUAUUGUAUUGUGCUUAUCUGUUUUCCAUGAAAUUGCAAGCUUGUAGGGGAGAAGACACUGUGUCUCUUUUCAUCUACAUUCCUUAGAAUCUGCAUGACAGCUGGUAUAGAGAAGAUACUCAAAAAAUCCUUAAUGAAUAAAGUAAUGGACCGUACCCAAA
Molecule: messenger RNA, 4161 nt
Organism: Rhinopithecus roxellana (golden snub-nosed monkey)
Lineage: Eukaryota; Metazoa; Chordata; Mammalia; Primates; Cercopithecidae
Gene: ENKUR
Product: enkurin, TRPC channel interacting protein
Exons: 6
Coding region: 1022-1792 (256 amino acids)
Cellular component (GO): acrosomal vesicle
Molecular function (GO): calmodulin binding
Source: RefSeq, a predicted model, not a curated record